AUGGAUUCUGCAAGCUCUAAACACAACGGUUUAAUGGAGGACCAAAAGGUACCAUCUCAUGAAUUAUUAUCAAACGCAUCGAUAAAGUUGAACUCCAAAAGUCAAUCCCAUAUUUCAAGUAAUGUAAGUGCCACAAAAAAUGAAAAUGAUACUGAAGAUGCUCUUCUUACACAAAAAAAAACGGAAACACUAGAAACAAGCCAUGGAAGUUUUGAUAUAAAUGAAGACAAAGAAAUUAGCUACAAAAGGUUCAUACAAAAUGCUCGUGAUGAAUAUUCUGUUCAACAAAUGGAGAAAUUUUUAAAGCAUGGAAUUGCAGAUAAUGGGAUGAGAAUGAUGACAACAGACACUAGCUCAUGGUUAUAUGAUUAUUAUAAAACAACCAAAACCCCUGUUCCUUGUUGUGUAAAAGAGCUUACUCCAAACACGACAAUUGAUUAUUAUUACUAUACUACUCCAUUUCACACACAAAUAGGAGAUAUUAAUUUAACUAUGAUGCAUAGUCAGGUUAACUUUGAGGAUGGUACAUGCACACCUGCUGACCGGAUCUUCAAAAUGCAUAAAAUUACCCCUGAAAUGACUAAACAGGCUAUGAUAAAUUCUUUAAAGUAUAAAUAUGAGUAUAUAAAUUAG
This is a messenger RNA of Plasmodium vinckei vinckei, 633 nucleotides long. RefSeq names its product conserved Plasmodium protein, unknown function. The transcript has 4 exons. NCBI's taxonomy places the organism in Eukaryota, Apicomplexa, Aconoidasida, Haemosporida, Plasmodiidae. Bases 1 to 633 code for a protein of 210 amino acids. The record is from RefSeq and is a predicted model, not a curated record.